UUUAGUUCAGUUAACUUAUUAAAGUAGCAAGCUUCGCUACUUUAAAACUUAGUAGAAAUUCAUUAUAUAAUUAGAGUAUGUGUAAACCACUUAUAAUAAUUCUAUUUUUUUUGUAUUUACAUCUUGUUAAAUGUGAUAAAUUAUGCCAGAAACGCCUUACAAGUGAUGGCUCAAUUUGUGUUUGUAAUUCGUCAUAUUGUGAUACUGUACCUCAUCUCGUCAAAGAUAUGAAACCUGGAAAAUAUCAACUUUAUUCAACAAGCAAAGAAAGUAUUGGAUUUACAAGCACUUUGGGCAACUUUUUAAAUAAAGAUGAACACCAAACAGAUAUAGAUAAUGUACUAACAAUAAAGAAUUUAGUAACUUUGAAUCAAACUAUUAUUGGUUUUGGUGGCGCUUUUACCGAUUCUGCAGGUAUAAAUAUCCUUAAGUUAUCAAAAAGAGUGCAAGAGCAAUUGCUGCAGUCAUAUUUUGGUGACGAAGGCGUUCAGUAUAGCGUUUGUAGAAUUCCUAUGGGUGGUACUGAUUUUUCCAUUAGAGGAUAUACGUAUUGUGAUCAAUGUAAUGAAAGCUUAGAUGGAUUUACUCUACAGGAAGAAGAUAUAAAGUUUAAGAUUCCGUUAAUUCAAAAAGCAACAAAAAUUCGCGGACGAAAUAAUAUUAAAUAUUUUGCAUCAGCUUGGACUGCUCCUACAUGGAUGAAAACUAGCGGAACUUUGACAGGAAAAGGCACGAUCAAAGAAAAAUAUUUGGACUUGUGGGCACAAUACUAUUUAAAAUUUGUGGAAGCGUACAGGGAUCAUGAUAUUAAUAUCUGGGGAAUUACUACACAAAACGAACCAGUGAAUGGAGUUGUUGGAAGUAAAAUUCCAGCCAAUGGAUUUACCUCUGGACAAAUGAUAAAAUGGAUAAGGGAUGCACUGGGUCCAGCCGUUAGGAACUCAUCUUUUAAAGAUCUGAAAAUAAUGUUACAUGAUGAACAAAGGAUCUUAUUACCAGUGCUAAAUUUGUUUAUUUUAUCGGAUAGUAAAGUACUGGAGUAUGCCGAUGGAAUCGCUGUGCAUUGGUAUACAGAUUUUAUUGCACCAGCAGCAACAUUAUUGCUAUCCACAAGUGAUAAGAAAAAUUUAUUCAGAUUAGCUUCUGAAGCAUGUGCAGGUUAUCGAGAGGAAGAACAACCAGUUGUAUUGGGCAGUUGGGAGAGAGCAGAAGAGUACUUAAAUAGCAUAAUGGAUGACUUAAGAUAUGGCCUUAGCGGAUGGGUUGACUGGAAUAUUGCCCUUGACGAGGAAGGUGGGCCCAAUUACGUCAAUAACAAUGUUGAUUCUCCUAUUAUAAUAAAUAGCACUGCCGAUGAAUUUUAUAAACAACCAAUGUUUUACGCCCUCGGUCAUUUCUCUAAAUUUCUGAUCUCUAAUUCGAUUAGAAUUGAUGUUGAAGUAUUUGGAAAAGAUCUAGACAGCUUGGGGUUUUUAAGGCCCGAUGGAAAAGUUGCUUUAAUUAUAAGAAACAGAUCAGAAAAUAGGAAGAAAAUACAACUGAAUGCCUUAGAAUUUGUUGGGUCAUUUACGGUAGACGCUCAUUCAAUAAAUACCGUGAUAUUUGUACCGAAAUAAUAAUUUACUUAACAAUGGAAUUCCCAGAAGACUUAUAUAUUUGAUUAUAAUUCAUGUAAAUGAUAAAUAAAUAUAUCAAAUUCUGCAUAUCA
This is a messenger RNA of Anthonomus grandis grandis, 1708 nucleotides long. RefSeq names its product lysosomal acid glucosylceramidase-like. The transcript is spliced from 8 exons. Gene Ontology annotation, molecular function: glucosylceramidase activity. Bases 78 to 1616 code for a protein of 512 amino acids. The record is from RefSeq and is a predicted model, not a curated record. Gene Ontology annotation, biological process: glucosylceramide catabolic process. NCBI's taxonomy places the organism in Eukaryota, Metazoa, Arthropoda, Insecta, Coleoptera, Curculionidae.